This is a messenger RNA of Sitophilus oryzae (rice weevil), 3009 nucleotides long. It is a transcript of the gene pan, whose product is annotated as protein pangolin, isoforms A/H/I/S. Bases 525 to 2045 code for a protein of 506 amino acids. The transcript is spliced from 5 exons. Gene Ontology annotation, cellular component: beta-catenin-TCF complex. The record is from RefSeq and is a predicted model, not a curated record. Gene Ontology annotation, molecular function: RNA polymerase II cis-regulatory region sequence-specific DNA binding; DNA-binding transcription factor activity, RNA polymerase II-specific. Lineage: Eukaryota; Metazoa; Arthropoda; Insecta; Coleoptera; Curculionidae. Gene Ontology annotation, biological process: canonical Wnt signaling pathway; regulation of transcription by RNA polymerase II.
CGAAAGCGGCCGAAUUCCCGGAGCCUGGAUCCCGACUCGAAACGGCAACACAAUUAAACGAUCGAGAUUUAACGAGGGGAGAACUUGUUGCAAUUUUCCUGGAUGCGCUGUACCCAGCAGUAAGCGGUAAAUCGCAGAAUCAAUCCGUCAAAUAGCGACAUAACAAACGGCGGGGCAUUUCGCCCUCUCUAUCUAACUAGUAACGGCCCACUAUCGGGACUGUCCUGCCGCUGCUGACGACGACUAGGGCCACGACGACGGCGGCAGUGGCACCUUAAAACGCUCUUAGUCGCUCAUUUCCGAGAAAAAUCAUCACCCCGGUGCGGCGGAACGACGGUGAAAAACGAGCCCCAAAGCCGUGUGUCUUUGCUGUCCGGAUCGACCACGUGUUCUCUGUCUGUUUUCAUUCAAGCCGAACGACAAAGGACGGGCUCAGCCAUUCGUAUUGAUUUUUCGGGACAAACGGCCGCAUAAAAAACUUGUUGAUCGGGUCCGGUGGCGCGCGAGCGAUUUUUCCCUCCAACAUGACCGACUCUCCGGACGAGCCUCUCAAUUUAACGGUGAAGAAGAUGCCCAUCGCUAUCGUGGCCCCCUUUUCACGAACGGAGCCCCCCAGCGAAAAAGCUCAGGACGAAUCGGCAGACGAAAGACUGGAUUUCAAGUGGGAACAGGACAUUAACGAACUUCCUCAAGACCUAUCGCUAAAAAGCAAGUCGCCCGACAUAACCAAAAACACUAACGCGCACAGGAACCUCAAUCCCAGCGAACAACUACGGAACUACCUGCUAAAAAAGGAAGAGCCUCACAAUUUAUACAGUAGGAACGUUUACAGUCCGAGUAAAAAAGACAGCAACGAAGAUCUACCUUCUACGGACCCGUAUUCAUUCAUGAACUCCUUAGACAAUAAAUUUCUCACUGCCUGGUACAUGAAUUCUUUGCUAUCACAUCAACAACAACAGGCCAGGCAAUUCUUAAAUUUUUCAUCGCAUUCGAAUCCGUCAGAGUCGCUUGAAAGCAAGACCAGCACCGCGUCUUCAAAUCGGAUUUUAAAUAAUCUGCUCGAGAAAAAGCCGUAUACGACUUACAAAUUUCCCAGCGGAUUCGACGCUUUGAUUAAGAACGAAAUGGAGGGUGAACAGACUGAAAUUCCCGCCUCAGGAUCACAAGACCACAAGAACAACGUUGAUGGCAAAAACAAUCAGGAUAAUGAAAAGAAGAAGCCCCACAUCAAGAAACCCCUGAACGCUUUUAUGUUGUACAUGAAGGAGAUGCGCGCCAAAGUGGUUGCCGAAUGUACACUGAAAGAAAGUGCUGCCAUUAACCAGAUUCUGGGGCGACGGUGGCACUCGCUGAGCCGCGAGGAGCAGGCCAAGUAUUACGAGAAGGCGCGGCUCGAGCGUCAACUGCACAUGCAGCUGUACCCGGGCUGGAGCGCAAGGGACAAUUACGGUUACGGCACCAAGAAGAAGAAGCGAAAGAAAGAGCGAGCACCGAUCGAGUCGGGAGGUAACAGUAUGAAGAAAUGUCGAGCAAGAUACGGUUUAGAUCAACAAAGCCAGUGGUGCAAACCUUGCAGACGCAAAAAGAAGUGCAUACGAUAUAUGGAAUCAGGGGACCCCAACGACGGUAACCAAUCCGACGACAAUCUAGGAAGUUGCGGUAGCAUGGGCGACGCGCACACGCCGCCCGACGACGACGCCGAGAGCUUCAGCCAGUCCAUGUCGAGUCCCGGAGGCCUCUCAGCCCUGAGCAGCCUCACCAGCCCAGGCGGCAUGGUGCUGCCCAGCCCCUCGACCAGCGCCGCUAGCCCCUCGGUGAGCGUGGCCAGCCCCUACAUGCAGAGCCCGCUCACUCCUCACGACGGCUUCGACGUCAAGCUGCCGCCCCCCCAGCUGCACCACCCGUCGCCGCGGAACCCCGUGGGCACGAACCCGCGCGACGCGAACAAUCCUCUCAGCGUGAACCAGUUGACGGGGCAGUGCGUGCGCAACGAGUCGGCCGAGGGGGGCAAAGAGACGGCCCGCUCCAUCAUCAGCGUCACGUAGCCCUCGGCCGUGGGGGGCCGAGCCUCGCGCGCGCCUCGCUACCGCGCAUGUCGAUCUCACUGGACAGCGGUGCUCGAACGCACCACCACCGGGCGAUUUUUUUUACUAUGUAACAUAAAUGUCAUUUGCCAAAACCACCUCUACUACAUAAUAUAUAUUAUAUUAUACAUAUUUAAAUAACUAUUCUUUUGUAUUCUUCCGUAGUUAGUUUUCUUUCGUUUUUGGAUAUUGUAACUCAUGAUUGUGGUUGAUAUUUGAUGCUUACUUUCAAAAUGAUCAUUUUAUCAUUUUUGCUGAAGUUUUUGGAAACCUUUUUUUGUUGUUUUUUAAUGCAUUUGUAGUCAAAGUAUUCGACUGUCAAUUUUACUGAUUGGGGCAUAUAUUGUAAUAGAUAUAACAAAUCAUAUUUCUUAACACUUAGGACUUAAUAUAUUUUGUGACGAUAUAUUAGUUCAAGUAGAUGCUUUUUAUAAUCUCUUUUCUAAAUGAUUAUAUCUUACUUAAAACUUUCUAGAAUCAGGCUUGCUUUAUAUUAUUAUUGAAGGGGUGGGGGGGGGGAGAAUUAAGAGGGCGCUGCUGUAGCAAAAUUUCUACAUUUAAAAGAAGCGUCAAAAAUUUUUGUAAUGGGAAAUAAUUAGAUAUAGAUAAAUAUGCGAUUUCUGAAGACGUGUGUUGCCACUCCUUUUUGACUAACUUCACUUUAUUUAUAACCGAUAAACUCAGUUCGAUACUUUAUUGCUUAUUAACGCCACUGUGGUUAUUUAAUGAACCUUUAUUUUCCACCUUUAGGUGACUACCAUUGACGUAACUACAGUGGUGCCUGGGGAUGCCGGGCCCCCCAGGUAUUGCUGAACGCCCCCCAGAGAAAUCCUGAAUUAUGACUCUUGGCUACAUAUUAAUUUUUAUUUGCUCGUGAUGUAGUAAAAAUGACGUGUUUCUAGUUUUGUUUAGUUAAUAUUAUUUU